Molecule: messenger RNA, 1727 nt
Organism: Diospyros lotus (date-plum)
Lineage: Eukaryota; Viridiplantae; Streptophyta; Magnoliopsida; Ericales; Ebenaceae
Product: alkaline ceramidase-like
Exons: 5
Coding region: 628-1395 (255 amino acids)
Biological process (GO): autophagy; ceramide metabolic process; defense response to other organism
Cellular component (GO): membrane
Molecular function (GO): hydrolase activity, acting on carbon-nitrogen (but not peptide) bonds, in linear amides
Source: RefSeq, a predicted model, not a curated record
UUCGUUCCCACCUCUUUGAUUUCCUCUUCCUGAAGACCCAAAUCGUACUCUUUCCGACGGAUUUCCUCUUCCUGGAGGGCCAGAAAGCCGUUACCGACGGCUUUACCGAAAGUCUUGAUUUGACAAAAAUGUCCCUAACAAGUUGGUAAUAUUUCCCGCAAACCAAAUAGGGUCGGUCUUCCUCCUCCUCAUCCUUUCAAUUCCUAACCAGGAGCGGCCGUCUCUCUCAAUCGCACCCCCUUCCUUUCCAUGCGGCCAUUCCCGUCCUCGUCAAUUGAAGGACUGUUCUCGAGUCACUCCGUCUCUCUCAUCUCCGUCGACGAGACCAUCAGAACACCGGGAGCGGCCGUCUCUCUCUCUCAUCUCCGUCUGUUGUAGCAGUUUCUGAAACAAUGAUAAAUUUGUGGGGCUAUAGAUAGAUGCAGUGGGGAGGGCGGAGGUUACAUUCGGCGACGCGGAUCUGAUUUGUAAGGAAUAAGCAUGGUUUUCUUUGAUCCCCAGGAUGAGGAUAGUGUUUUUAAGAGCUUGAUUUAAGGUACAAAAUUUCCUGUUUUUGGAAUCAAUUGACAUCUUGAUACAAGAUCCUCUGGUGUAGCAGUAUAAUUCUAUAGGCAUAAAUAGUGAAGAAUGGCAGAUGAGUUAUCAGGCUUCUGGGGCCCUGUUACAUCCACCACUGAUUGGUGUGAACAGAACUAUGCUCGCUCUCCUUAUAUUGCAGAGUUUUACAACACUAUCUCAAAUGCCCCUGGCAUCCUUUUGGCAUUCAUAGGUCUUGUAAUUGCCUUGAGGCAGCGCUUUGAGAAACGAUUUAGUGUCCUACACAUCUCAAAUAUGAUUCUAGCCAUUGGGAGCAUGCUAUUCCAUGCCACGCUGCACAGAGUGCAGCAGCAAUGCGAUGAAACACCUAUGGUAUGGGAAAUGCUCCUCUAUAUCUAUAUCCUCUACUCACCAGAUUGGCAUUAUCGGAGUACAAUGCCCACCUUCUUGUUCAUCUAUGGUGCAGCAUUCGCCAUUGUGCAUUCAAAGAUUCGUUUCGAAAUUGGUUUUAAGGUGCACUACGUGGUCCUUUGCCUAAUCUGCAUUCCACGGAUGUACAAGUACUACAUUUACACAGAGGAUCAAUCUGCAAAGAAACUUGCAAAGCUAUAUCUGAUCACCUUAUUGCUUGCUAGUAUCUGCUGGCUUUGCGAUCGUCUGUGCUGCAAGGAGAUGUACAAUUGGAACUUCAAUCCACAAGGGCAUGCUCUGUGGCACAUCUUCUUGGGGUUCAACGCAUAUUUUGCCAACACAUUCUUGAUGUACUGCCGAGCUAAGCAACGCAAUUGGAGUCCCAAAGUUGUCCACCUGAUGGGAUUCUUCCCCUACGUGAAGAUUCAAAAACCCAAGGCCCAAUAGAAGUACUGGAUGGCAAAACUAUCCCUCUUAUUCAGGCGAGUUAGGUGCUAGAUUUGGGCAUCUGAGCUUAAGCGAGUAACAGCAAUUCAUUCUUUUUUAUGCUUGUUUUCUUUUCCUACCCAACUUUACCAAUGUAAAGUAAAUGACAUUUGAUUUUGUUGGUGUCGAAUGGUAAUGGUAGUAGUUCUUCAGGUUAAACUAGUGGUCCCACUGUACCAUAAUUUUGCGGACUUCUAAAAACUGCUGAAUUUAACCUGGAAGCACUGGGGCUUUUGAUUUGUUUUAGAUGAUGAUGAUGAUAAUGCUCAUGUGUUUUCUGACCCAUUGAUGCA